CAUGAUCUCAAAUGCGAUUGGUUCACAAUGCUUGUGUGUUUUGAAAGCAUCAAUGUUAGCUAAUCAUUUAUACAUUUUGUAGAUUCGCUAAAUCCAAUCGCUGAUCUGGACCAGACACACGUUAGGAACAGCUAGCUAGCUGUUCGUUUGGUGAAAGUACUUCCUUUCCCAAGACAAGCUGUCAUGCGUCCCUAAUUGUCAACUCCCACAGUACAACAGAAUUGUGAUGGGAUAUGGCGGCACCAGAAACUCAGCUCAUGUUAAGCGUUGGGUUAAUUGAGAAAGAUGUGAAUGCAGACACCUUGUGGGUGUGGUGCUAUCCCUCAGUCAGUGCUGAGCUCCGGGAGGUCCUGCUCAGUAAGUGCUGUCUCAGACAGGACAGCCGAGGCUUGCACACUUUUGUGUUUGGCCAGUUCCGCCGUACCUGGUACUACAUAUCCACUGUAGAGGUGCAGGAACCAACCGCUCUAAAGAAGGUCACACAUUUUUCAAUAGUUGUCACAACAAAGGACUUCAACCCUGAGAAGUAUGCAGCAUUCAGUCGAGUACUAUGCAGGAUGUACAUCAAACAUGGGAGCCCCGUGAAAAUGAUGGAGGGUUACAUUGCAGUCCUCACCAAAGGCGUCUGCCAAAGUGAUGAGAAUGGCUCCUUUCUCAUCAAGGACUACGAUGUCAGGAAGGCCUACUUAGCAGGCUCAGUGAAAGAUGUGGUGUCCCAGUUUGGGAUGGAGACCAUCAUCCUGUACACAGCCCUUAUGCUAAAGAAGAGGAUCGUGGUCCAUCACCCUCAGGUUGAAGCACUGUUGGAGUUCACAAGAGCUCUUCCGGCUCUGACAUGGCACAGGAAAGACUGGUCCAUUUUGCACCCUUAUGUCCACCUGACUGACAGUGAGCUCGAGAAUCUCAGGACGUGCACUGGGUACAUCGCAGGAUUUGUUGACCCAGAAGUGAGCAACAGAUCGGACUUGUUUGACGUAUAUGUAAACCUCCCAGAUAGUGAGAUUACUAUAUCCCAGAGUGCCAAAGAGGCCAUGUCUAUGGGAAAGCUGCACAAAGACAUUGGGCUCGUCAUUGUCCAGUCUGCAGAGAAUGCUGAUAGAACAGACGGGCAGAUUAUCAAGGACAUUUCCAUAAAGACGAGGGAGAUCCUUGCUAACUUGGCGUCGUUAGCCGAGGAAUGUGAGAACUCUAAAAUCACCCUGGAGACCUUAAAGCAGCGCCACUUCCCGCCUGCUACAGAGAACUUCCUGUUUCACUUGGCAGCUGCUGAGCAGCUCCUCAAGAUAUGACCCUUGAUCUCCUACAUCAUGUAACAUGCCAUGUCGUGUGAGGACUGAAUAUUAGCAUAGGCAUUCAUCUAUGUAAUUAUACAUACAGUGGCGUGUUAAGGAGAAUGGGAAGAACUCAGGUGUUAGGUAUUGCACACAAUUGCAUUCCUGACUCUUAACAAUACUAACAGAGCCUACUUUUCACAAUGUAACAGACAAAUGAGAUAUACAGACAUUGUCUUGUUUUGACAAUAAUACAAUAACAACAUUUACAUAGCAUUCCAUAGUUCAGCAAUUCAAUAGUUAAUCUUAAAACCGCUAACAGAUUAAUUUGAGUUCUCAAGAACCUUGAUUUAGCAUGUUAUAUUUCAGAAUUAAAGAAAGCGAUCUAUGGGAAAUAUUGUAUACUGAACAAAAAUAUACAAUACAUGUAACAAUUUCAAAGAUUUUAUUGAGUUACAGUUCAUUUCAGGAAAUCAGUCAAUUGAAAUAAAUUCAUUAGGCCUUAA
Molecule: messenger RNA, 1777 nt
Organism: Oncorhynchus nerka (sockeye salmon)
Lineage: Eukaryota; Metazoa; Chordata; Actinopteri; Salmoniformes; Salmonidae
Product: DENN domain-containing protein 10-like
Exons: 10
Coding region: 234-1289 (351 amino acids)
Biological process (GO): regulation of early endosome to late endosome transport; protein transport
Cellular component (GO): late endosome
Molecular function (GO): guanyl-nucleotide exchange factor activity; small GTPase binding
Source: RefSeq, a predicted model, not a curated record